AAACUUUUGAUUCUGUAGUAUUACAAAAACUUCCACAAUUUACUUGGGAAGGAUUGAAAAUAUAUGCAGCAUGGUUAAGUUUUCAAGCAAUUCUUUAUGCUGUAUUACCAGCAAAAAUAGGAUAUGGUCAGAGGACACCUGCAGGACAUAUUCUACCUUAUAAAGUAAAUGGACUAUUGGCUUGGUUUCUUACUCAUAUUCUUUUUAUUGCAGGUGCAUUCUAUUACAAUUGGUGGGAUGCAUCUAUAAUUCAUGAUCAUUGGGGUUCUCUUCUCAUUGCAGCAUGUAUAUAUGGAUAUUCUCUUACUUUCUUCUCAUAUGCAAAAGCAUAUAUUAUGCCAUCUCAUCCAGAAGAUCGGAAAUUUUCUGGAAGUUUUAUUUAUGAUUUAUUGAUGGGUAUUGAAAUGAAUCCUCGCUUUGGGGAAUAUUGGGAUUUUAAAUUAUUUCAUAAUGGAAGACCUGGAAUUAUUGCUUGGACUUUAAUUAAUUUAUCAUUCGCUGCUGCUCAAUAUAAUAAAAUUGGAUAUGUAACAAAUUCCAUGAUUUUGUUAAACUUUUUACAUGCUGUUUAUGUACUUGAUUUCUUUUACAAUGAAGAUUGGUAUUUAAGAACGAUUGACAUUGCACAUGAUCAUUUUGGAUUUUAUUUGGCGUGGGGAGAUACUGUUUGGCUUCCUUGGAUGUAUACUGUCCAAUCUCAUUACUUAGCUCGCAACCCUAUUGAUCUUUCUAUUCCUUAUUUCCUACUUGUGCUCUCGAUUGGAUUAUCUGGAUAUUAUAUUUUUCGAGCCGUUAAUCAUCAGAAAGAUUUAGUUCGUCGAAAGAAUGGUAAUUGUCUUGUAUGGGGUAAACCUGCACAAUUCGUUAAAACACAUUUUAUUACAAGUGAUGGAAAAGAACAUACUAGUAUUCUGUUAACCAGCGGUUUUUGGGGUAUAUCACGUCAUUUCAACUAUGUUGGUGACUUACUAAUUUCAUCAGCUAUGUGCUUAACUUGUGGGUUUAAUCAUUU
Molecule: messenger RNA, 1012 nt
Organism: Scutellospora calospora
Lineage: Eukaryota; Fungi; Glomeromycota; Glomeromycetes; Diversisporales; Gigasporaceae
Source: the annotation of a GenBank genome assembly